This is a messenger RNA of Knipowitschia caucasica, 297 nucleotides long. The record is from the annotation of a GenBank genome assembly. NCBI's taxonomy places the organism in Eukaryota, Metazoa, Chordata, Actinopteri, Gobiiformes, Gobiidae.
AUGAGGUCAUCACAGAAGAGGAGAGAGGAGGAGACGGACCAGGAGGAGAGGAGAGAGGAGGAGACGGACCAGGAGAGGAGAGAGGGGGAGACGGACCAGGAGAGGAGACAGGAGGAGACGGACCAGGAGAGGAGACAGGAGGAGACGGACCAGGAGAGGAGAGAGGAGGAGACGGACCAGGAGAGGAGAGAGGAGGAGAGGGAGCAGGAGAGGAGAGAGGAGGAGACUGACCAGGAGAGGAGAGAGGAGGAGACGGACCAGGAGAGGAGAGAGGAGGAGAGGGAGCAGGAGAAAUGA